This is a messenger RNA of Dentiscutata erythropus, 1320 nucleotides long. NCBI's taxonomy places the organism in Eukaryota, Fungi, Glomeromycota, Glomeromycetes, Diversisporales, Gigasporaceae. The record is from the annotation of a GenBank genome assembly.
AUGGAGAGCAUUUUCCAGUAUCAAAGUGAAUCGAGUGAUACAGAAACAUAUGAAAUAGAAGACGAAAGCGUUCAAAGUGUAACAGCAAAAGUUGAACCAACGUUCACUCAAAAGCCAAAAAGGAAAGCGUCAACUAGCGAAACAGUGUGCCUUGCUUCAGAGUGUUCAACAUCCACUCCGUAUUUUACGGUUGAUAAAAACCGGAGAGCGAAGGAUAAAACCUUUAAAGAAAUUAAAGGCACGGCUUCUGAAGUAUCCGAAUCGCAACUAUCUAUUACUAAAUUACUUAGUCUUCCAAGCCGAAUUCGUUCAGCAUUGGACAAUGAACAUGAAUCUAUUAACAUAGUAAGGUCUAAUUCCAUUCCGAGACGACAAAUAGCAUCUCUUCCAAAAGAACACACCAAGGGUGUGAAUUCUUUAUUAUGGUGUGGCUCCUUUGGACAGGUAUUGGCUUCCGCAUCUAUGGAUUGCACGGUCAGAAUUUGGGAUAUUUUUAGAUCAAGGAAGUGUGUUCGAGUUAUAAAACAUGAUGGUGCUGUGAAGGAUAUUCGGUGGAAUAUUAGCUUUAAUAAUAUACUUUCUGGUGGAUAUGAUAAAGUCGCAAAAUUAUCUGAUAUUGAAACUGGAUCCACUAUACAGACAUUCCCUCAUCCACAAAUUGUUACUACCCUUCGUUAUCACCCUACACAACCGAAUAUUUUCGUAUCAGGAAUGAUACAAGACGGAAUACGAUCUUGGGAUUUGCGUACAAAUAAAGUUAUUAAAGAAUCUAGAAAAUUUAUGGGCAGCGUUAAUGACAUUGAAUUUUUCCCCAAUGGAAAUAAUAUUCUUACUUGUUCUGACUAUGUGGUCAGAAAUGCGUCUGAUAAAAAUAUUAUGGUUUGGGAAAUUGACUCUAUGACAACAAUCUCUAAUCAAAUAUAUCAAGAAGCAUUUUCCUGUACUGCUCUUCGAUUUCACCCUUUUCGUAAACAUUUUGUUGCUCAAUCUAAUGGAAAUUAUAUUGCCAUUUUUGGCGGUGAAAAACCGUGGAAAUUAGAUAAGAGAAAGCGGUUUGAGGGUCAUCUUGUGAACGGUCAUCCUAUUCGUUGUAACUUUUCACCAGAACCUGACCAAGGUAGAUUUUUAGCUUCAGGUGAUGCAAAUGGUAGUAUAUUCUUUUAUGAAUGGCCAACAUCAAAAAUUGUAAAAACGAUAGAAGGCGCACAUUUGGGAGCUUGUAUUGAUGUAUGUUGGCAUCCUUUGUUGAAUGGGGUUGUUGCAAGCUGCGGUUGGGAUGGGAAGGUAGCACUAUGGGGUGUUAAUACAUUCUCAUUGUAG